CCGCCCUUACCCUCCUCCUCCUCCUUCCUCCCUUAUUUAUAUAUCUCAUCCGUUUUAUUCACUUUCUUCAACAAAAAACCAAACCCCAUUAACUUUUCCGGGUUGCCGGCCGGCCUGAUGCUGUUGAAGUCGGAGAUGACAAUGUCGGAAAAACAGAGGACUCCAGUCAAAUGGCGGCGAAGCCACGGUGACUGCCACAGCUUGUCGCCCGUCUCGAAUCAAGCGAGCCGGGUCAAUGAUUUUCAGGAUCUGCUUGCACCUGGAGGUUGGCCUGAGUUGACCAAGUACGAGUUCUCCUCCACCGUGACGUGUUCGCCACCGCCGGAGGCGAACUCCGUGGCGGUCGGAGAGUUUCCGAAGAAGAGAAAGGCCAACAAGAACAAGGAACUGAAAUCCAAACUGGGUAAUGCUGAAUCUGACAAAAGAAUCAAACCAAAUAUUGAAGAAGAAGAAGAAACAGAGAAAACAGAGGAAACAGAGGAAACAGAGACGUCGAAACAGAGUUCAAGAGCUUCUGAUUGCGUUCAUGUAAGAGCCCGUCCAGGCCAAGCUACAGAUAGCCAUAGCCUCGCAGAACGAGCGAGGAGAGAGAAGAUAAGUGAGAGAAUGAAGUAUUUGCAGAAUUUGGUACCUGGGUGUAACAAAAUUGCAGGAAAAGCUGGAAUGCUGGAUGAAAUUAUAAAUUAUGUUCAAUCUCUUCAGCAACAAGUGGAGUUCUUAUCCAUUAAGCUGGCCACUACGAAUCCGACACUCGAUUUCAUCAAUGUGGAUGACCCUUUGUGUAAACAGGUGUUUCCGGCGACGGAAAUCUCGCCGGAAACGGUUACUUCUUCAUCGUACUUUAAUAAUCAGCUUGGAAUCAGCUCAAGUUNCAUUUGGAGCUCUGUUCAACUUGGGGAGACGACUUACAAAGGGUUUGCAGUAUGAGCUUUGAAGAAGAAGGGCCGCCAUUGUUGUGAGCUUUCUGUUGCAGCAAUAUCCAGGCAUUGAAGAUGAAAAGGAAACAUUUGUAGACGACAAAGUUGUCGGUCCAUUUUAAGAGAGUUAAAAUGUUGCAACAUUCAAAUCCAACGACUGUUUCACGAUGGAAUUCAAAAUAUUCAAUUUCCUCUCUUUUAUGUAAAUUAACUAGAGAUAUUGAUAGAAGGUAAGUUAGUGCCAUCUCUUUUAUUUGUGUUAAUAAAAUUAAUAUUGAACAGGUGUACAUACUA
Cucurbita pepo subsp. pepo (vegetable marrow) is the source of this 1211-nucleotide messenger RNA. Lineage: Eukaryota; Viridiplantae; Streptophyta; Magnoliopsida; Cucurbitales; Cucurbitaceae. The record is from RefSeq and is a predicted model, not a curated record.